Neodiprion fabricii is the source of this 4807-nucleotide messenger RNA. RefSeq lists its product as uncharacterized. Lineage: Eukaryota; Metazoa; Arthropoda; Insecta; Hymenoptera; Diprionidae. Bases 883 to 1998 code for a protein of 371 amino acids. The transcript has 6 exons. Gene Ontology annotation, molecular function: protein binding. Gene Ontology annotation, cellular component: cytosol. Gene Ontology annotation, biological process: neurogenesis. The record is from RefSeq and is a predicted model, not a curated record.
ACCAAUGCAGUAGACACGGUUAUGUACACUUCAUAGUUUCCGAAAUUAAUAAUUUUUAUCGAAUUUUCUCUGCUGAAACUACAAGUCGCGCAAUUUGAAUAAACGCGUCGGAGAUAAAAAAUUAUACAUUGAAAAAAUAACUCGAAUUCUAAACGUACGACUAAAAGAAGCCGCUGCAGCGGUUCAAAUUGUUUUUUAUUUUACCAACAUUCGACUUACAUUCGCAGCUCAGCAGAUGAUAGUAUAUUAAUAUAAUGUCAUAGAUUACAUACAUACCGUGUAUUAUUAUUAGUGAUUAUUAUACAUUCAAGUCGGAAGAAAAAACAAGGAGAAAAAAUAAUAAUUUUCGAUUCACUUUCGUCGAUCGAUCAGUGUGCAAGAGAGAGAUUAGACCGCAAGAAUCGAAAAGAUGCGUAAAGACUUGAAUCAUUGUUAUGCGAAGUGCGAAUUAUAAGGUGUUUGAAUAAGUAAUACGCGAGACGAAUUUAAAUUCUGAGGUGUAAAAUUUUUUCUGCUGUUCUCGUUGCGCUUUCAUUCUCCUUUCCGUUUCUUGCACGGUGAACGAUGAGAAAUUCAAGCUCUUCUUCAACAAACAUAUCGGUGAUCAAACGCGACCUGAAAUUCUAAUCUUAACGAGAUUAAAUAUUUUUAUAAAAAUUAUAAAGUUUGAUUGUGUUAACCCUGAUCGAUCACACGCCACGACGGAUGAGGUUCGGUGUUCGGAAUGAUCGACAAUAAGGGGACAACGGACAAUGUGCUCGAAGUAGGCCGGAACGACCGCGAGAAAAAAUUCGGGAGGGUUUGCGACAGCGAAGAACGAGUGGAAAGUCGCAUCCCCUCUUGAUUCAGCUCCCGAAGAGUCUUGCCAACAAAUCUGACAGCAUGGCCGAAAUUCCGCUGAUUUCUGAUGUGGGAGUUAUGGCUACAAAUGAUCAAGACAAUAUGGUGAUGCUCGAGGUCGGGCCGCACAGAGACACUUGGCGUUACUGUGUAGAACGGCAACGACUCGCUGAACGAUCAGAGUGGUUCCGGGCAAUGCUGCUCGGUCCUUUAGCACCACCGCCAAGUACUCCACCUCCAACGGUGCGUCUGGAACACGUUGAAAAGCGAGCUUUCGAUCACCUUCUCAGGCACCUCCACGAUGAGCCAGUGAACUUCCAAUCGGUGACGACAGCUCGAGCUACUCUUGACAUUGCCCACCAGUACCUCUGCCCUCAGUUAGCCCGACUGGCGGUUAAAUAUCUGGAAGCUAAUCUCACUUCUUCCAACGUCCUCGAGGUUCUCCAGGGCUUGAGCCUCUAUGCCGGAAGCAUGGCUUCAUCCAUAAGCAAACCGGAAACUCCCUCGGCACCUCCAGCGCCAGGCGACGAGGCUGGAGAAAUCGCCAUGGCCUGUGUUUCCCUCCUUGGUGCUUGCAUGACGCUGAUAGACUCGGACCCAUUGACGGUUUUUCGUCAGGAACGUUUUGAAGAAUUAGCACGAGACGAAGUUGCGGACAUAGCAGGACGCGAUAGCUUGGAAUUGAAACAGGAAGGGGUGCUCUUUACUGCUCUAGACCGAUGGGCAGCCUCCGAAUGCCGAAGACGCGGCAUCGAACCGACACCAUGCGGCAAAAGAACCAUGCUAACUGACGAGAUCUGGUUUAGCGUUAGAUACACACUAAUGACUGAUAAGGAAUUCAUUGAGGGUCCGAUGGCCAGCGGAGUAUUAACCAGCAAGGAAUCUGCCUUCAUUGUGUCGAAGAUAUUGGGCCACCACCAUGAUCGAUUACAGCAACAGCAGCAAGAUGCCACCACAGGCCCAUUGUCGAGGCUGUGCAGUGUUCCAAGAGGGUCAUCCACCUCUGUACAUCGGAAAUUAAAAAAGCAGAAAUAUGGCAAGAGCGAGCGGGAAGAAAACAGGAAGAAUCGUAAGAAAGAAUGCGCGAGUCAGGGGCAGCGGGCAUGCGCUAGUUUGGGCAAUUGUCUCGUCAGAGUACUCGCCUGUGUCUUUGACUGAACCAGCUUAACCUCUGUCGGGAGGAGAAAAAUAAAUGAUGGUAUUCGAAGCUGACACCUUUCCUAUGCACGCAAAUUAUGCUCAACCUCGUAUAUCUGUAACUUCUACGAGCACCUGUACAGGGUAUACGUAUUACGGUAUACGUAGGUGAAUGAUGAUUAAUUUACCGAUUAGCUCGAGACGCUACUGAGGUUCUUGAUUGUUUGAUGUAGGAGAGACUCGAGCAAACUGCAUCAAUGCUUGGGGCCCGGCUGUAGUGCAGUAUUAUAUUUACUGUGUGCUAUAACGAAGCAGCGUUCGUUUACAUUUACGCAUUUUCGAACUAUAACGAUACAAGAGAAAAAAAAAAAAUUAUUCUGACGACGAGUUGAUGUAAGAUUGGCUAUAUUUUUUCUACUUCAGGAAUAAACUAAAAGUUUUUCUUUCGUGCUUUUAAGAUUCUCGUCUAGAACUUGCCAGUCAUUUUAUUCGCAAGGGAUUAGAGUAAUACGAUGAAAAAUAUUCAGCUCUCGAGUAAUUUGAUGUCAUGGACCGAAUGUCAUGAGAUCGAACGACUCCGAAACUGCGUAAUACAUAAAUUGCUAUUUAUAUAACUUUGUUAUAUAUACAUACAUAUAAUAUAUUUGUCAACAAUUUUACGCACGUAUAGAGAUAUAAUUAUGUAUAUAUUUAUAUUGAUGUGUGCGUGUAAAUAUAUUUAGUUUAUUCUCUAUAUUAGAGAUGUUGUUUUACGCAAAGUUGUGUUCAAAUUUUUACUAUUGACAGUAGAUUAACUAACAUCAUUAUUCUGUAGUGUGUUGUGAAACAAGUGGUAAACAUAGGAAAGCUAUGUGAAAUGAAAGAUAAUCAUAAAACCAAAAUAGUAUUGUUGUGUUACAAGUAUGGAAAGUGAGCGAUUUCUGAUGAAUGUGUAAUUUACAGGCAAUUUGACGGCACGAGACGAAGUCGAGUGCUGCGAUCGCAUGAAUCGAAUACACUAUUCGACAAAGUUUGAAUGCUUGGAGAAUUUGUUGGAACACGAGCAUAUGCUAGAGAAUUUGCUCGAGCCUUUUACAUUCUGAGCAUUUACUGAGGAUUUAUGAGUAUUUAAAAUGUACUCAUUAAUUCACGUUCUUAGUCACUUUUCGACAAUUCUUUUCGAAGAAAUAGGUUUGAUUGCUUGGAUGCAUUCAUUGUCUAUUUUAAUGUUAGUAUUAAUAAUACGAUGUUUGUAAAUCGUAAAAACUACAGUAAUCCUUCAUUUGCAUCUUAUUUUUCAGACUUGGUUGACACUUUCAUAGACAUUUUUUUUUGAAUAAACCGUCAUCACUAUUUAAAACAAUAUAAAUAUCAUUCAAAUAUUUGACGACUCUUGGAAAUAACAACGCACUUUUAACUGCUUUGAAUCCUCAUAGUGCUCUUCAACAUGCUCUGUUUGAGGUUGAAUUCUCAGCAUAUUUUCGGUAGAAUUUUCUUAGCACAAGUUCUUGAGCAUUUAAGGACACUAGUCAGGCAUCGCCUUUCCACGCGUUUUUUCUAACACCGGAGAAGGAAAAUUUGGUUUGAGAAACAACGAAGGUCCCGCUGACAGCACGUAAAAUUAGUGUCAGAUAGCUCGAUCGAUGACACGUUGCGUAAAAUUGAGUUAUCCAACAGUGAGCAUGCGUCAAAAGAACUCGUAGUCUAUAAAAUGCAGGAAUGUCGUUUUACCACACUGCGUGGAAAUGAGACACUUAAUCAUGCACGCUUCACAGAGUUUGAAAAUCGAACUUUCCAUGUAGGUGUUCGGAAAAAAACAUUCAACAUAAAUCACAUUGUAUCUCUAUCUAUACAAUUUAUAACUGUGCUGUAAUAAGUAUAACAUGCUUCUAAGGGUGAUGCUUUUUUGACUGAUGAAAAAGAUUGUUAAAAAUGCAGGCAUGUCAGAGUACCAUGAACUUAUUCGAAAAUGUAAAAUCUUGAGAAGAGAAGACUCUCAGAAGCAUUGUUCUUAUUAUUCAACACCACAACAAGUUAUAAACGUUUGAUAAUUUUAUAUUGAUUUAAAGAAAUGUUGUAUGUCUACCAAGUCUGUUACUUAUUGUAAGAUAUAUUGUCAGAAGAACCAGCAAUAAUUAUGUUCGACAAUCUUGUUAGAUUAAUUAUUUGAGAUAUCGGUUAUUCAUUCGUACAGAUAUAAUUUGUGCCUUUUUUUUAACCGUUCAUCACUGUACAAUUUAUUUGGCUGCGCGUUUCGAUUUUUGUCUUACAUUUACAUUUGAUUUCCAUAUGACUCUGGCAGAGUGAUGAUUUGUGACAAAGUGACAAACUACUUUUAUCAAACAGUAGUUUGGUAAAAGUCAACAACUUAAUUGAAUUAUGGGUUCAGUAAAACUGAAUAUUACACUUAUGCCCUGACUGUAUUCAAAAAUGAGUUUCAAUUUGUAAAUUACGUAUUAUUACCAUGGCUGGUCCGUGUGAUGAUAAUGUCGAAUAGAAAAUUGCAAACAAAUUUUCGCAACAAUGUGAAAAUAAAAAUAAGAAUGUUGAAGAAAUAUAUCGACGUAUUGAAUAGGAAGAGAGAAAAAAAAUGCCAGUGAUAAUUAGUUAUAAAUUGAAAUAUUAUUAUAAUACACGUUAAAAUAUUAAAAUUGUUUAUGUCGGCAAAAGAUUUACGAGAUUAUAUGAUAUAUGUAUAACGUCAGUCAGGCGCUGUGCGACCGCAUGCGAGAGUUAACAAAAUGUAACGACAGAAGCUUACACUUUUAUUAUUUUUGAGAAAGGCCUACAUAAUUAAAGUUAUGUUCACUAACCACUUGAAGAAAAAAGAUAAAGAAUGUAAUAAAACAUA